Pseudoliparis swirei is the source of this 6047-nucleotide messenger RNA. RefSeq names its product supervillin d (gene svild). The transcript has 29 exons. The record is from RefSeq and is a predicted model, not a curated record. Gene Ontology annotation, molecular function: actin filament binding; phosphatidylinositol-4,5-bisphosphate binding. Gene Ontology annotation, biological process: barbed-end actin filament capping; cytoskeleton organization; actin polymerization or depolymerization. Gene Ontology annotation, cellular component: cytoplasm; actin cytoskeleton. Bases 507 to 4883 code for a protein of 1458 amino acids. Lineage: Eukaryota; Metazoa; Chordata; Actinopteri; Perciformes; Liparidae.
CCCUGCCCGGGCAGGACAGAGCCGCGUCUCCCGUUAGCUUCGGCGGAGGAUGAGAAGAAGAAGUCAAACUAUUUCAUAAAGGCGCAAAAAUAACUCGAUUUUGUAUAUAUUUCGUAUACUUUACUCGGUCUCGAGGACCCGGUCCCGUCGGCCUGUCCGGUGCGUUUAACGUUUCGCGCAGUCGUGAAAGUUCCCAGGCGUCACACUAGCUAGCGGUAACGUGCAGGAUAGUGUGGAAGCUUAUUGAGUUCGAGCAGCUAUAAUCAGACCUUCAAACAGUCCCACGCCGACGGCUCCGUGGAUGUCGUGUGUGUGUGUGUGUGUGUGUGCGUGGACGCUCGAGCUGGAGGAUUGCAGCGCUGGGAUGAUUUGAAUGGAGUAAGACACUGCUGACAAGGGAGAUCUGCAAGAAAGCCGAUCCACAUAUCCGGUGUAGGACGACUGAAGCGGCAACGUGGAAGCUUCUCCCCCCGCCUUCAAACCCUGAACUGAAGCGAGCUUUGAGAAUGGAUGGAAUAGGCACCUUGCAGAGUUCGGCCCCGGAGACCAAGGCCGAGCGAAUUGCGAGAUACAAGGCGGAAAGGAGGAGGGAGCUGGCGGAGCGCUACGGCAACACGGACGAAAUCACCUCCAAAUACGUCCGUAGGGACAGGAAAAUCGGAGAUGCGUCCGAAACGGUGUCGUCAGAAACCAAGGAGAAGGAAAAAUGCGAGGAUAAUGAAUCGGAGCAACCGUACACCAGGAGAGGCUCCAGGAACAAAGUAGCAGAAGCUGUGGAGGAGCCCGCUCAAUUCAAAACAGACACCGGGUCAUCGUCCUCUCAUUUGAGUCUGCUGAAAACUGAUGAUCCAGAGGAGCCAACGGUUGAGAAGUAUGUGGACUCUGCCAAGAGGACUUCCAAGGUGUCUCUUUUAAAGGACCAGGAGGAGACGGAGGAUGGGAGCAGCGGCCGGCCUGCCGACGACUGGGUGAAGAUGAUGAGUACUGACGAAGAGGAACCCUCCGCCAGCCUCCCCAGAGCGGAGAGCAAGUUCCUGGAUGAGACGGAGGCCCCAGAUGAACCUCCGUGGAAGGAGCGGCAUGAGAAUGCUUCCACUGCCGAAGAGAAACCUUCCAGUCUCCUCUCCGACAGAGCUCCCCCCUUCAGCAGGACCAGAGACGCCUCCCCCCCUCCCUCUCCUCCCUGCCAGCUCGCCUCGCUGCAGCGCCAGGACUCCUCCGGGUCUCGGGGCAUCAAGGGAAUCCUAAAGAAAAGCCGCUCCACCAGCAUGGAGUCGGACCACAGCGAGGAGUCGGCGGCGGAUUGCGCGCCGGCCCGACAAACCGGCGUCACCCUCAACCACCCCGAGAGCGAGGAGGAGAUGGAGAUGGAGGAGGAGAUGGAGGAGGAGGAGGAGAGGGAGAUGGAGGAUGAUGUCAAUGGGGAACAUUACAGAGCGGAUGAGUCACUAACUGACGGAGGCAGCUUCAGCAUCGACAGGCAGCCGAGCGAGGGGAGCAGCGGCGGGGGGAGCUUGGAGGAGACGAGGAGCCCCUCGCCUGGCGAGAGCCUGGAGAAGACGUCCUCCGUGUCCGAGGACGUGGAGGAACUGGAGAGCAGUUUGGAUGGAAGCCAGGGCUCCUCCCUCAAACAGAGACUGGCAGAGUUCACGAGCGAAACGCCGAAGAAGCCCAAAACAUCCGAGUUGAGCCGCACGCCGCUGUCCGACCGCUUCGGGAAGCUCCAAGAUGCUGAAAACGCCUGGAUGAAGAAGAAGUCCAGCGUCGAUCUGGGGCCCAAGAUGUCCCUGGCCGACAGGAUGAAGGUCCUUAAAGACAAGGAGGAGCAAUGGAAGAGCAAAGGCCGGGGGGCCGCCAACGACUCGGUCCAGUUCACUGUGGCCGGACGCAUGGCCAAGAAAGGUCUCGUCACAGACGUCGUAAAGGAAGAGUCUGCUCCCACCUCCCUCAGGAAGUCCAACACCACGCCUGUGAAGCCACUUGAAGAAAUCUCCAGCAGAACUGACGUCAAGGUGGAAGGAGAUAAAAGGCUCGACAAGCUUGAGUCUUUCCUCGACAAGCUCCACAACAAAGGCGUGGGCAAAGGCAAGACUUCCACCGUGGAGGUGACGGCCGAGACGGAGAAAGAAGUGAUGACCCUGGACGACGACGAGACGUUCGGCAACUUCUACAAAUCCGUGUCCCCGUCGAUCCUCCAGGACUCCGGCGUGGUUUUGACCGAGGAGGAUCUCAGCCAGAUUCAGGCCGACUCACCAAAACUGACCUCGGCCGUCACGGAGCACAAGCGAGCGAUGCGACCCAACCGGAGGAACCAGGGCUCCAGGAACCCUCUGCGGGCUCUGGCCGCCCGCAACGACCUCCGCCAGGUCUACACCGAGCAGAGGCUGAACGUGGCCUCCUUGGAGACCAAGAGGAUCCAAGUGGAGAGGAUGGCGAAACACUCCAAAUCCAACCUGGCCGACGAGGCCUUGGCGGGCCUCGCCAGCAAGGAGAAUUUCCGCAAGGUCAGCCUGCGCAGCGUGAAAUCCACCGACGUCGUGACCAACAACAGCACGCUGCCCUUCAACAAGCUCAUGCUCAUCCGCAUCAAAGGGCGGAGGCACGUCCAGGUGCGCCUGGUGGAGCCGACGGCGCACUCGUUAAACAGCGGCGACUGCUUCCUCCUCAUCACGCCGAAGCAGUGCUACAUGUGGAGCGGAGAGUUUGCCAACGUGAUCGAGAAAGCUAAGGCGUCAGAGAUGGUGGCGUUCGUCCAGGCCAAGAGGGACCUCGGCUGUAAGGCGUCCCAGGUGACGGUGCUGGAGGAGGGCAUCAACACCGACAGCAGAUGGGCCAAAGACUUCUGGAGCCUGCUGGGCGGACAAACCCAAUACAGAGGGGCCGGGGAGCCGGACGAGGACGAGCUGUACGAGAGCGGGGUGUUGGACUCUACCGGGGUGUACAGGCUGCAGGGAGAGAAACUGGUGCCUCAUGAAGAGGCCUGGGCCUCCAUUCCAAGUGUCUCCUUGCUCGACUCCAAAGAGGUCUUAGUGUUUGAUUUUGGCAGCGAAGUGUACGUAUGGCACGGGAAAGACGUGUCCCUGGGCGACAGGAAAGUGGCCGUGAAACUGGGCAAGCAGCUUUACAGCGGCAGCUUCGACUACAGCGGCUGCCGGGUCAACCCUCUGGAUGCCUCCUUCGCCGAUUCGGAUGUGCCUCAGCAAGGGGAGGGUCGUCCGAGCUGGACUCUGUUCGGCCGCUUGUCGGAGCACAAUGAGACGGCCCUGUUCAGAGAGAAGUUCCUGGACUGGGCCCAGAGGAAGAAGGAGGAGGAAGCUGAUGAAAUCAAGAGCCCGAUCCACUGCAUCGAGCGCCCCUCGCUGGACUUGGAGCUGCAGCCGUGCGACGCCAAGGCCCUGCUGGACAACGAGCCGGAGCCGGUGAAGACGGUCCUGGAGGGGGUGAACGUCCAGCGCGGCCACGGCCUGGUGAGGGCGGACGACGGGCGGCAGGCGGAGUUGGCCACGGUCGCCGUGGACGCCUGGCACAUCAAGGAGCACGGGGAGGAGGAGCUGCCUCCGGAGAGCCUGGGCCAACUGCACCAGGGCGACGCCUACAUCAUCCGCUGGAAGUACUCCGUCACCACGCUCGUGGGGAAGCGGCAGAAACCCGGGGAGCUGAGUGCCGGAGCUCCAGGCAGAGAGAGGACCGCUUGCUUUUUCUGGCAAGGCAGCGACUCCAGCGUCAGCGAGAAAGGAACCUCCGCCCUGAUGACCGUGGAGCUGGGCAGCCACAGGGGGGCACAAGUGUUGGUCAGCGAGGGCAACGAGUCGCCGUGCUUCCUGCAGCUCUUCCAGGGAGGUUUGAUCAUCCACAAGGGCAGCAGAGACGAUAAUGACCACAACACAGUCGGCUGGCGGUUGUUCUGUGUCCGGGGGGAGGCGGAGGCGGAGGCCUCGCUGGUGGAGGUCGAUUGCCAGCGUGCCAGUCUGCGCUCUCGUGCCAGCCUGGUCCUUCUUCACGCUCAGAAAGGCCUUUUCUUCCUGUGGCACGGCUGUAAAGCCCACGCCGGCGCCAGGCAGGUGGCCAGAAGAGCGGCGGACAAACUCACCCAGAGGUGUCCCUCGGAGUUGGGUCUGAGUGGCAGCGGCAGCGUGGACUUUGAGGAGGUGGAGGAAGGAUCUGAACCCGCGGAGUUCAAGAAGGCUCUGGGCCCGCAGGACAAGAAGGCCUACGACGUCAUGCUGCAGGAUCCAGGGAAGUACAACUUCACACCGCGCCUCUUCUGGCUGGGAGCCAGCUCCGGGGUGUUCGAAGGGGAGGAGCGGCUGUGUCCCGCCAGGGCGGCCGAGGGAGUCAUGGCGAUGCCCUUCCUGCAGGAGAACCUCUACUCCGCACCACAGCCAGCCCUGUUCCUGCUGGACAACCGCAUGGAGGUGUACCUGUGGCAGGGCUGGCAGCCGGACGACACGCAGUGCACCGGCUCUGCCAAGAUGCGCUGGAACAGCGAGAGGAAGUGUGCCAUGGAGACCGUGCUGCAGUACUGCAAAGAGAAGAACCCUCGGCGCCCCCCUCUGGCAUAUCUGAUCCUGGCAGGCUGUGAACCUCUCACCUUCACCAACAUCUUCCCAUACUGGGAGAAGGACACCAGCAUCACGAAGACGCAGAGCUCCAGGAACAAGGUGGUGUUGGUGAAGGAGGCGCUGUCGCAGCUCAGCCAGCUGCAGUACUCCAUCGACGAGCUCACCGGGAAGCCGCUGCCGGAGGGAGUGGACCCCCUCCGGCUGGAGGAUUACCUGUCGGACCCGGACUUCAAGAUACUUCUGGAGAUGAGUCGAGUUGAGUUCAACGCUCUCCCAAACUGGAAACAGAAGAAUCUGAAGAAGAGCAAGGGCCUGUUUUAAAACAUCUUUUUGUACACAACUCUGGUUUUUUUAUGUUUUCAGCAGCUUUUUUUAAACAUUUGAGAGAAGACUGUGUCCUCAUUUUGUAAUGUAUAAGAACAGCAAGUAUACAAUUUAGUUGAGCUAUUGAUCUAUUUUGAAAAACUCCCAUUUUUGUAUGUUUCCCCUUGUCACUGAAAUAUUUUAGCCAAUCAUUAUGUGCAAUUGUUAAUCUUUUUGAUGGCAAGAUGUUUUCCUUGUAUUGUAAGAACAGUUACCCUCACAUUAUAAAUAUGUAAUAUACUAUAAAUGAAUGUUUUUUAAUGUGUCAAUUUUCAUGAGAUUGUGUUUGUAUGAGAAUUGCCUGUGGUGUUAAAAAUAAGGGAGUUAUUCAUGGAUUUUUUUAUAUUGCAUGGGGAAUAAAACAGCUGUGUGUAAUGGGAUAAAGUCCUUCAGCGAAAAAUAUUGACGAAAUAAAAAAGCCAAACAAGUCAAAGUUCACAGAGCAAUCCCGAUAACGAGUGGACGUUUGACAGAAACGUGUUGGUAUACUCACUUCUAUAGUCGGAACAGAAAAUAUAUUAAGUUUUGAUUGUAAUUGUAGAUGCAUCUGUAUGUGGAAUAUGUACCUUAAAAUCCGAAAGAAAACUGAAACUGGGACUUUGCAACUGGCCAUAACUUUUUUGUCCGGUACUGAAUACUUCCUGUGUACCAGUCUCUGAUCAUCUGGUUGAUAGGGACCAAAUCGUUUUGUCUUGUCCUACAUGUUGUUGUGUAUCCGUGUGUGCAAGAGUGUGCGAAUGUGCAACUUUAAAAAGUAUUAAGUGUGUGUGUGUGUGUGUGUAAGAGUAUAAACUGCCUUUUAUAGCUGGAGCUGACACCACAAGUGCGUACUGCAGAAGUGAUGUAAUGGUGUGUUACACAUCAACGAUACUGUUAGGAUGGCUGCCUGUGAUGUCCGGAUGAGUAAAUUCUCUGCAUGAUGUUCACACAAACAUGUUGCCCACUCACGGUGUUUGAUUUGGCUGCAACAGGCAGCAUCUUUUCUUUGUGAUGCAUAAAGUCGGCAUUACAGACGACGUCCAGGCCAGCUUGUAUUUCAUGGCACAUUACAGUAAACAUUGGUGGAAGGGAAAUGAGAUAUUAAAGCUCCAGAUUCCCUUUUAAAUAAAGUAUUUAAAAACA